Molecule: messenger RNA, 1290 nt
Organism: Carlito syrichta (Philippine tarsier)
Lineage: Eukaryota; Metazoa; Chordata; Mammalia; Primates; Tarsiidae
Gene: ANXA3
Product: annexin A3
Exons: 13
Coding region: 111-1082 (323 amino acids)
Cellular component (GO): cytoplasm
Molecular function (GO): calcium-dependent phospholipid binding; phospholipase inhibitor activity; calcium ion binding
Source: RefSeq, a predicted model, not a curated record
GGUCUCGGUCACCGGGUCCCGCCGCCAGGUCUCAGUCCCCACUGCCCGCCAUCAGGUCCCACCGCGCGACGGGUUGGUGUGAUCUCAGCUCAGGACAAAGGUGGGGUAUCAUGGCAUCUAUCUGGGUAGGACACCGAGGAACAAUAAGAAAUUAUCCAGGCUUUAGUCCAUCCGUGGACGCUGAAGCUAUUCGUCAGGCAAUCAGAGGAAUUGGAACCGACGAGAAAACGCUCAUUAGCAUUCUGACCGAGAGGUCAAACGCACAGCGGCAACUGAUUGUGAAGGAAUAUCAAGCAGCUUACGGGAAGGAGCUGAAAGAUGACUUGAAGGGUGACCUCUCUGGUCACUUUGAGCAUCUCAUGGUGGCCCUAGUGACUCCACCGGCAGUGUUUGAUGCAAAGCAGCUAAAGAAAUCCAUGAAGGGCACUGGAACAAACGAAGAUGCCUUGAUUGAAAUUUUAACCACAAGGACAAGCAGGCAGAUGAAGGAGAUCUCACAAGCCUAUUAUACAGCAUAUAAGAAGAGUCUUGGAGAUGAUAUUAGUUCUGAAACAUCUGGUGACUUCCGGAAAGCUCUGUUGACUUUGGCAGAUGGCAGAAGAGAUGAAAGUCUGAAUGUGGAUGAGCAUCUGGCCAAAAAAGAUGCCCAGCUUCUCUACAAUGCUGGUGAGAACAGAUGGGGCACGGAUGAAGACAGAUUCACUGAGAUCCUGUGUUUAAGGAGCUUUCCUCAACUGAAACUAACAUUUGAUGAAUACAGAAAUAUCAGCCAAAAGGACAUUGAGGACAGCAUAAAAGGAGAAUUAUCGGGACAUUUUGAGGACUUACUGCUGGCCAUAGUUCGCUGUGCGAGGAACACCCCUGCCUUUUUGGCUGAAAGACUGCACCAAGCUUUGAAGGGUGCUGGAACAGAUGAGUUUACUCUGAACCGAAUAAUGGUAUCCAGAUCAGAAAUUGACCUCCUGGACAUCCGAGCAGAGUUUAAGAAGCAUUAUGGCUACUCCCUAUAUUCAGCCAUUAAAUCAGAUACUUCUGGACACUAUGAAAUUGCACUCUUAAAAGCCUGUGGUGGAGACGACUAAGAUGAGAAGAUGCUUUCCCAGAUUGCCUGCUCCCAUGACAGGCGUGUCCAGCAGCUCUGCUCACCGCUUUUCAUAGUAUUUAGACAUACAAACAAGUGUGGAUAGCAGCCUGUGUUCCUAGGAGAAAUUUUUAUUGUUCUAUAAUAACAACAAAAGUGAUUAUUUUAGAGCAUCUCAUUCUUUUUUUUGUUUUGUUUUUGAGUUGGAG